AUAAUAAACUUUAUGACGAUGAAUGGUGAUAGUACACUAGUCAGUAAUUCAAUAGAUAGAUAUUUCAGGAAAAUUUAUUUAUCUUUCAUGUUUCAAUAAUAAUGUAUAAAUAUUAACUGGUGUGUUUGAUAAUAAUUCUCGAAGUCUUAACCGAAUAUUGCAACCGAAAACUGUGAGUUCUACAAAUUUUACUGUGUUUAUGUAGAGACGCAGCGGCAGCCGCGGGAGGAUGACGCGCCGCGACCCCGAGUUGUGGGAGCUCACCCUGGAGCACGGCGAGCACCGAGACGACCAGCUCUACCGGUUCGAGAAAGGCGAUCGCAUUCGGUUCUGUCCGGGGCCCAGCUUGCUCGGGCGAAGGGUGUACCUCUAUACCAACUAUGUGGCGGAACCAGACGCGGAUGACCCAAAAUGUGGGAGCGUGGAGUUUGGACAUAAGCAAUAUUACGCAUUGGAGUGGAGCGAGAGAGGCACUGGGAUGGGUGACGGGGCUCUCGUCACCGACACCGAGAUGUUCGCCGAGCUAGUAGCCGCGCGCGCCGGCACCUUCCACUACUACUUCGUGUACGACGAACCGAUCGCGCGCGCGGCUGACGGCGGACAAGGCUCGGGUUGGUUCGCGGUGACGCCGUCGCUGCCCACCGGCGCGCCUCUGGACGCGCUGGUGUGUCAGACCGUGCUCGCCAAGUGCCUGGGACCUCUACCACGGUGGCGCAGCGUGCUCGAAGUGGCGCACCGAACUGGCUACAACCUGCUGCACUUCACGCCGCUCCAGGUGCUGGGAGCGUCGGAUUCCAGCUACAGCAUCGCUGACCAGCUGAAGCUGGAUCCGCGGUACGACGACCCCGUCACGGGCAGAGAGGCUACUUUCGCUGAUGUUCAAAAUUUAAUCACCACCAUGCACGAAGAAUGGCAGAUGAUGGCGAUCUGUGACGUCGUGCUGAACCACACGGCCAAUGAGACGGCGUGGCUGCGGACGCACCGCGACGCCUCCUACAACUGUGCCAACUGCCCGCACCUGCGGCCUGCGGCUGUUCUGGACGCGCUCCUGGCGCGGCUCACGGCGGACGUGGCGGAUGGCCUCGUACCGGCUGUAUGCGGCUCGCUACCCGCGCGCCUGGACUCGCCGCACCAGCUCGACGCGCUGCGCCCGGAGCUGGAGCGGCGGCUGUGCGACGCUCGCUUGCACGAGUUCUUCUGCUGCGACGUGGACGCGCUCUCGGCCGCCUUCCUGCAGCGCGCCGCUACCAAGGUGCCCGGUGUGUCCCCGUCCGACACGGAGGAACUGCACCUGGUGCCAGACCCGCUGCGGCGGCGUCUGCGAGCCUCCGUCGACAUGGACCGAGCGCUGGCUCUCUACAACGUGUACAGGUCGGAGUGGGAGGACGAAGCGAGCCGCGUGAAAGCGUGCGCGGCGGCCUUCCGCCAGCGACUGACCCAGCUCAAUGAGCACGCGGAGGACACCGUGCGUGACCACCUGCGUGCCGCAGUCGACAACUGUCUGGCGGGCAUGAGAUACGAGCGCCUGCAGACGGAUGGGCCGCGCGUGAGUGAGGUGAGCAGCGAGCGGCCUCUAGUGGCGCGAUACUUCACGCUGCCGGAGCUGCCUGAUCUGCGCCACUACGAGGACUUUAUCUACGGGGACCAGGGAUGCGAGGUGAUGGCCCACAACGGUUGGGUGAUGAACGCUGACCCGUUGCGCGACUUUGCGGCGCGUGAGGAGGACGGCCGCGUUUACUUGCGGCGAGAGCUCAUCGCGUGGGGCGACAGCGUCAAGUUGCGGUACGGCGCGGCGCCGGAGGACAGUCCGUUCCUGUGGGAGCAUAUGCGGCGCUACGUAGAGCUGACGGCACGCGUGUUCGACGGCCUUCGACUCGACAACUGCCACUCCACGCCGCUGCACGUGGCGGAGCACCUGCUGCAGUGUGGCCGGCGGGUCAAGCCGGACCUGUACGUGGUGGCUGAGCUGUUCACCAACUGCGACCGUCUCGACAAUAUCUUCGUUAACCGGCUCGGCAUCACGUCACUCAUCAGAGAGGCUCAGAGCGCGUGGGACGCGCACGAGCAAGGCCGCCUCGUGUGGCGGUACGGCGGGCGGGCCGUAGGUGCGUUCCGAGCGCCGGCGGGCGGGGCGCGAGCGGCGCGGGCCGGCGUGGCGCGAGCGGCGCGGGCCGGCGUCGCUCACGCCGCGCUGUUGGACCUCACGCAUGACAACCCCAGCCCCGUGACGCGGCGCUCCGUGUUCGACCUGCUGCCAACCGCUGCGCUUGUGGCCGCUGCCGCCUGCGCCGUCGGCUCCACGCGCGGCUACGACGACCUCGUGCCGCACCACGUACACGUGGUGGACGAGCGGCGACUGUACCCGGCAUGGAGGGUCGAGGGUGUGGGGGAGGAGGAGGUGGCCGUGGACGAGGCCAGUGGCAUGAUGGCGGCGCGGCGACAUCUCAACGAGCUGCACGUGCACCUGGCGCGCGACGGAUACCACGAGGUGUUCGUGGACCAGAUGGACGAGCACGUGGUGGCCGUCACGCGACACGACCCCGUCUCCCGCAAGUCUGUGAUCGUCGUGGCGCACACGUGCUUCGGCGCACCCUCGGCCACGCCUGCUCCUCGCACGCUGCGCCCGCUGCGGUUCGAGGGUCAGCUCGACGAGAUCCUGCUGGAGGCGUCCAUCCGCCACAAUAACCACGGAAAAACCGGGCGGCCAUUCGAACCGCCGGCCGAGCACGUUCCUCACCCGCGCUACAUCAACGGGCUGGGCGAGUACGAGGUGAACGUGCGCGCGCGCGUGCCGCUCGCCGAGUCGGCCGUGUUCGAGCGGGCGACCGGCGACGGCCGCGCCACCGAGCUGCACUUCCGGGGCCUGGCGCCCGGCGACGUGGUGGCCCUGCGCGUGCGCCCGGAGCCCGCCACUGCUGCCGCGCUCGCCGCCCUGGCGCCCCUCACCGGGGCCCCGGCCCCCGACCCGCUGCGGCUGGCGCCCGCGCUGGCCGACCUCACGCUGUCCGACUUCAACGUGCUGCUGUACUGCUGCGAGGCGGAGGAGCGCGAGCGCUGCGGCGGCGGUGUGUACGACGUGCCGGGCGCCGGGCCGCUGGCCUACGCGGGGCUGGCGGGCGCGCACGCCGCGCUCGAGCCGCUCGCGCUCGCCGACGACCUGGCGCACCCGCUGUGUGCCAACCUGCGCGCCGGCGACUGGCUGCCCGACUACACGUGGCGGCGGCUGGAGGACGACCAGCGCCUGGCGCCCGUGGCGGCGCUCUACCGGGAGGCGCUGCAGCCGCUGGCCGCGUUGCCGCGCUUCCUCGUGCCGUGCUACUUCGAGCUGGUGGUGCGCGCGUUGUACACGGCGGUGCGUGCCGCGGCCCUGGCCCGCCUGGGCGGCGCGGCGCGCGGCUCGCGCUUCGCUCGCGAGCUGGCGCUCACCAGCGUGCAGCUGACGGGCGUGCGGCCGUCGGCGCCGCUGCCGCGUGCGCCGGGCGCCGCGUCGCUGUCGGCGGGGCUGCCGCACUUCGCGGUGGGCUACAUGCGCUGCUGGGGCCGCGACACCUUCAUCGCGCUGCGCGGCGCGUUCCUGCUGACGGGGCGCGAGGCGGACGCGCGCGCGCACAUCCUGGCGUUCGCGGCGAGUCUGCGGCACGGUCUGAUCCCGAACCUGCUGGACGGCGGCCGCAACGCGCGUUACAAUUGCCGGGACGCCGUCUGGUGGUGGCUUUACAGCAUCCAACAGUAUUGUACGGAGGUGGCCGGGGGAGCCGCGCUCCUCACUGAACCGGUGUCGCGCCUGUUCCCGAGCGACGAGUGCGAGGCCGCGCCGCCCGGCGCCGCCGAGCAGCCGCUACAUGACGUCAUGCAGGAGGCGCUCGACAGACACUUCCAGGGAGUCGUGUUCCGUGAACGAAACGCCGGCCGCCAGAUCGACGCGCACAUGACCGACAAGGGGUUCAACGUGCAAAUAGGGAUCGAUCCCGAGACCGGCUUCCCGUUCGGCGGCAACGACGCGAACUGCGGCACGUGGAUGGACAAGAUGGGGUCCUCCGAGCGCGCCGGCAACCGCGGGCGGCCCGCCACGCCGCGCGACGGCAGCGCCGUGGAGCUGGUGGCGCUGGCCUACAGCACGGCGGCGUGGCUGGCGGCCGAGCACCGCGCCGCGCGCUACCCGCACCCGGGGCUGGCGCGCCGCCACCGCGACGGCGGCGUGUCGGCGUGGACGUGGCCGCAGUGGGCCGAGCGCGUGCGCCGCAGCUUCGAGCGCCACUUCUGGGUGCCGCCCGCGCCCUCGGCCGCCGACGCGCGCCCCGACCUGGUGCACCGGCGCGCCAUCUACAAGGACUCGCACGGCGCCUCGCAGCCCUGGGCCGACUACCAGCUCCGCUGCAACUUCCCGGUGGCCAUGGCGGUGGCCCCGGACCUGUUCGAGGCGCGGCACGCGUGGGCGGCGCUGGAGACGGCGGGCCGGCUGCUGGCGGGCCCGCUCGGCCUCAAGACGCUGGACCCCGCCGACUGGAACUACCGCGGCGACUACGACAACUCCGACGACGGCGUCGACCCCAGCGUGGCGCACGGCUUCAACUACCACCAGGGGCCCGAGUGGGUGUGGCCGCUGGGGUUCUACCUGCGCGCGCGCCUGGAGGUGGCGCGGCGGCUGGGUCGCUCGCAGGCGGGCGCCGUCCUCGCCGCUCUGGGCCCGCUGCUGCGCGAAAUGCGCGGCUCGCCGUGGCGCGGCCUGCCCGAGCUGACGGGCGCGGGCGGCGCCUACUGCCGGGACUCGUGCCGCACGCAGGCAUGGAGUUCGGCAUGUAUCCUCGAGGCGCUGGUGGAUGCCGAGAAGGAGCUGCUCGCACGUCCGCUGACCGCCGACUGACCGAUGGCGGCGCCUCGCCCUCCGCCCCCCCGCGUCCCGCUGGCACGUUUCACCCCGGCCCCCGGCGUGCUACUCGACGUGCCAGCCGUGCGACCCCCGGGCCGGCGCCGUGUGCUCGCGCCAGACUCGCACGGAGGCAGCAUGGGGUACCCACGGCGGGUUCUCGUGCCCAACUACCGACAAGGGGGAAGCGGCGGGCACCGAGUGCCACGCCGAGCGCCGGGCCGACCGUCGCACUCGCCCGCACGCGUCCCGUGCGAGCGCGAGGAAGGCCCGCUAUACAGCUCGGUGAUAUACAGCACGCGGUCCGUACCGCGCUCUCGGGCGAGGUCGCGCGUGCGAGGGGCGGUGCGUGCACUACUGGCGACGAGCGGCGCCUUCUACGUGACGUCACUGCUGGCUAUGUGCUGGCUCUCGCUAGCCGCGUGACGCUCACCGGCGCUAUUUACAAUUAUUUCGUUGAUCGUUGUAAUAACAAAAAAAAUUAUAAUAAUAUAUUGUGAAAGUGCAGCUUCCUUAUAAGUAGUAACGUCAGCCUUGAAUUCGAUUUGUAAAUUCAUAACUCACCCGAGGUUCCGAACAAGCAGUGGAAAUAUUUAUUUUGCUAGUUUUUUUAAACUUAAUCUACUUUUCUCGAGAGCGAAACAGCAAUAACAAUACCUACUUUAAAAUAUUGUGAAAAUAAUAUAAUUCCAAAUUAUCUGAAAGUACAAUAUGAUAUAAUUAAGUGUUAGAAAAUCGAGCCUUCAGAAAUGUAGUAAAAAGUUUAUUAAGAAACUAUAUAGCAAUUAAAGUGAUUUUUUUUAAACGUACUUUUUAAUCAGUUAUCAUUAGCAAAACUAAUUAUAUUAUUAAAUGUCUAGGUACACUAUUAACACCCGCGUGUAUGUUGUUAAAGAUUUUAUUAAUUUACAUAAAUAUUUAUAUUUUUAGUGAAAGUAAAUAUGAUUUAAAACAUAAUAAUAUUAAUGAAAUACGUUUCCAUCUACCACAGAGGUUUCACUUGUUUCCCGUCUUCGUGUUCACGGUUAAUAUUAAAAUUUAACAUUGUUUUCGACGUGCCAUAUUAUGUAAUCUAACUUUAUUAAUAAUUCAAAUUGUAACAUUACCUUCUUUUGUUUUAUAUACAUUUUUGUACUGAACACUGGUAAUUGUUUGACAGUUCGGUUAUUAAAAUUUAUACUUAAUACAUAAUCAUGUUCUUUACUUCCUACCGAGACGAAUCGCCUCCGAUUCCCUUUGUUUUAUAAUUAUUGUAUUUUACAUUACUGUGUGUUUUCUAAGCCCACAUUGAUGUAGGGUCGACCGGGGUCAAUAGUAACAUUAGCAAUAUUUCGGUAACUAAGCUCAGCAUUAAGAUUAAAAUUUACCAAUCGACUAAAUAGUCGAUUUCAGUACAUAUUGGCUCCUAAAUCCCGUAGAUAAGGAAUAUAAUGUUUCUUAAUUUACAUUUUGCGUUUCUUAAAUAUAAAGUAUGUCGUCACAAUCGACGCGUUUAAGUAAAAAUUUAUACUAUUGUCCCCGGUCUACCCUACAAUAGUUUUGUUUUUAUACUACAUUGUAUUUUACUGUUAAUAGUUAUGUUACUGGAGUACAUGUAAAGUUAAAUAUUUUAUUAAAAUACUUAUUGUUUCUA
Messenger RNA from Leptidea sinapis, 6500 nucleotides. Its product is annotated as glycogen debranching enzyme. NCBI's taxonomy places the organism in Eukaryota, Metazoa, Arthropoda, Insecta, Lepidoptera, Pieridae. Gene Ontology annotation, biological process: glycogen catabolic process; glycogen biosynthetic process. The record is from RefSeq and is a predicted model, not a curated record. The coding region runs from base 230 to 4864 and encodes 1544 amino acids. The transcript is spliced from 22 exons. Gene Ontology annotation, molecular function: amylo-alpha-1,6-glucosidase activity; 4-alpha-glucanotransferase activity.